Scomber scombrus (Atlantic mackerel) is the source of this 5241-nucleotide messenger RNA. RefSeq names its product SCY1 like pseudokinase 2 (gene scyl2). The transcript has 18 exons. Gene Ontology annotation, molecular function: ATP binding; protein kinase activity. Gene Ontology annotation, biological process: protein phosphorylation. The record is from RefSeq and is a predicted model, not a curated record. Bases 155 to 2920 code for a protein of 921 amino acids. NCBI's taxonomy places the organism in Eukaryota, Metazoa, Chordata, Actinopteri, Scombriformes, Scombridae.
GUUCACUAGCGCACCAAGCUAACUCAUUUUGUAUUCUACUGGAAGACAUGGGGGCUGUGUGUCCCAGCAGUCAUUGACAGCUGAGAGUCUACUUUAUCAAAAUAAAUAAAACUAAGACGCCUUUUCACGUUAAGCUGCCAGGUCAGACCUGAACAUGGAGUCCAUGCUGAACAAGCUAAAAAGCACCGUCACAAAGGUGACGGCAGAUGUUACCAGUGCUGUGAUGGGCAACCCGGUGACACGGGAGUUUGAGGUUGGACGACAUAUCGCCAGUGGUGGUCCUGGUUUGUGUUGGAGGAUCUACAAUGGCACCAAGAAGUCCACCAAACAGGAAGUGGCAGUGUUUGUGUUUGAUAAGAAGAUGAUUGACAAGUAUCAGAAAUUUGAGAAGGACCAAAUAAUUGAUUCUCUGAAAAGAGGGGUGCAACAGCUGACCAGAUUGCGUCACCCCCGUCUCCUGACUGUGCAGCAUCCUCUGGAAGAGUCACGAGAUUGUUUGGCGUUCUGCACAGAGCCGGUGUUUGCCAGUCUCUUCAAUGUGCUCGGCCAUUGGGAAAACCUGCCCAGCCCCGUGCCUGCUGACAUCAAGGAGUACAAACUCUAUGAUGUGGAGACCAAGUAUGGCUUGCUACAGAUCUCGGAGGGUUUGUCCUUUCUUCACAGUGGGGUGAAAAUGGUCCAUGGCAACCUGAGUCCAGAGAACAUCAUCCUCAACAAGAGCGGAGCCUGGAAGAUCAUGGGCUUUGACUUCAGCAUCUCCUCUACCAACCCAUCAGAUGCUGAUCCUAAAUACACAUGUAAAGAAUGGGAGCCCAACCUCCCUCCUCUCUGCCUCCCCAACCCUGAGUACCUGGCUCCUGAGUACAUCCUGUCUGUCAGCUGUGAUUCAGCCUCUGACAUGUACUCGCUGGGUGUGGUCAUGCAUGCUGUCUUCAAUGAGGGAAAGCCUGUUUUCCAAGUCAACAAGCAUGACAUUUUUAAGAGCUUCAGCAGGCAAUUGGACCAGCUGACCAAUAUAAGUCCAGCACUGUUGAACAAGAUCCCAGAGGAAGUGCGGGAACAUGUCAAGAUGCUGCUCAGUGUCACGCCUACUGUCCGACCUGAUGCUGACCAGAUGACCAAGAUCCCAUUUUUUGACGACGUAGGUGCAGUGACACUGCAGUACUUCGACUCUCUCUUCCAGAGGGACAAUCUACAAAAGUCCCAGUUCUACAAAGGCCUCCCAAAAGUCCUGCCUAAACUACCCAAGAGAGUAGUGACGUAUCGCAUCUUGCCAUCGUUGACUUCUGAGUUCAUCAAUCCCGACAUGGUUCCCUUUGUGCUUCCCAACGUGCUGCUGAUAGCCGAAGAGUGUACCAAGGAAGAGUAUGUUCGUCUCAUCUUGCCCGACCUCACACCUGUUUUCAAGCAGCAAGAGCCCAUCCAGAUCCUGCUGAUCUUCCUGCAAAAGAUGGACCUGCUGCUGACCAAAACACCAGCGGAGGACAUCAAGAACAGCGUGCUGCCUAUGGUUUACCGAGCUCUGGAAGCCCCUUCUGUACAGAUCCAGGAGCUGUGCCUGAACAUCAUCCCGACGUUUGCCAACCUGAUUGAGUAUCCGUCCAUGAAGAACUCCCUCAUCCCUCGAAUUAAAUCAGCUUGCCUACAGACCUCCUCUCUAGCCGUGCGGGUGAACUCUCUAGUAUGUCUGGGGAAGAUUUUGGAGUACUUGGACAAGUGGUAUGUCAUUGAUGAGAUCCUGCCCUUUCUACAACAGAUCCCCUCUAGAGAACCAGCAGUACUCAUGGGCAUCCUAGGAAUCUAUAAAUGCACCUUCACCCACAAGAAACUGGGCAUCCCCAAAGAGCACCUCGCCUCCAAAAGCCUGCCCCACCUUGUGUCUCUUAGUAUAGACAACAACCUCAACCUUAAUCAGUUCAACUCGUUCAUGGUGGUUAUCCGUGACAUGCUGAGUCGCAUGGAGGCUGAACACAAGACCAAGUUGGAGCAGCUGCAUGCCAUGCAGGAGCAGCAGAGGAGUUUGAACAUAUCUACCACAGGGAUCCAGUCAGAGGAAACCAAGAGUCCACCUAGCUCUGGGAACCAGAUGGAUGAUAUCUUUGGCAGCACAGGGGUUAAUGGGAAAGAGAAUGGAUCUACAGCUACAGCCCCACAGCCUAAUAGAAUGUCGCUGACUCUAGAGGAGAAACAGCGAUUAGCUAAGGAGCAAGAGCAGGCAGCCAAACUGAGGAGCCAGCAGCCUUUAGCACCACAGACUAUCAAACCAGCCUCCACCAACAACACUCAGACUAAGGAUCUGACCAGCAGCCUUUUGAACAACAUGGCAUCUAUAAACAGUUUAUCCUUGGCUAACACACCACGACCAGCCCCAGUACAGGGCAGCACCAUGUCUGUCUAUCCCUCCCCCACCCCCAUGGUGGCCCCCAUGGGCGCCCCAGUGUCCAAUGGCUUCAACCCAUCCAUGGGAUUCCAGGCAGGAGGCAUGGGGAUGGGCAUGCGGCCUGCAGGCCCCAGCACCUACGGCGGCAUGGCCACCACCACCAGCACCCCAAACUUUGGCGCCCUCACACAGAAUCAUGGACCUCUUGGACAGACCAAUAAAGGCCCUGACAUGUCAGCCUUGGACAAUCUUUUUACAGCCAACAAGCCCAAAGUCUCCCUCAACCAAAUGGGUCCUAUGCCUCCACCUGGAACCAACACCCCCUGGCUCAAUCAGUACGGUUCAGCCCAGAACUCUCAGACUCAGAUGCAGGGAGCGCCAGUAGGUAUGGGAGGGAUGCAGAGUGGAUUUGGGAUGCAGGCAAACCCAUUUUUCAGCCCACAGAACUUCUCUCAACCUACCGCUACCCCUGGCAUGAACCAAAGUGGGCUUAAACAAAGUGCAUCUGUCAACAAUGAUCUGAAAGACUUAUUCGGCUAAAAAGUAUAAAGCAUAUUCUUUUAAUGACUGUGGACAGAACAGCCUUGAUUUCUCUGAAUGUGAAGAUUUAAAAUCCCAUCAAGGGGUGUCGCUGUCUGUAUUUUUAAUCUGACCUGGUUUAAAUUCUGAUCACAUUUUGCUGGCCGAUAGGCCUCGGCAAAUUAACCUGCACCUGAAUUCCAAUUCUACUUGACCAGAAGGACAAAUGGUUGGGGUGGGAACUUCUUCUAUGCUGUGUUCUUUAAAUGCUGGGGGUUUCCUACUGUUUUUGUACUUGACAUUCUUGGGAGUGCAGAUGUCACGGGUUGAGAUUAAUCCCAGCUCAGUUUAUUUAGGAAGGAUUUUUUUUGUUUUAUACAUAUCAUGAGUGAUCAAAUGGCUCGACUGGACUCAACUCCCUGAACUAUUUGCAUCAGAAUCACUCCUUAAAUCCUGGAAGAAGACAGAAAAAUUGUCUUCCUUGGUUCAUAUCAGCUUAUUUGCACUCAUCUUAUCCAGGCUUCUGUACCUUUUUAUUGCUUUCCCAGACUAUAUUAUGAUUUGCUGCAUGUCUAAAGUAAUCACAGGUUGGCUUAAAAACAAAUACCGCAUAAACCAAAAUGUCUCAGCCCCGGGGGAGGUAGCUUGAAGUGUAGCACUAACAAGCUUGCAGUCACUGAUCUGCAUCCAGGAGGCUCCUCCGUGGAGAUGAUAUGAAAGGGGAUGUAGAAAAAUGACUGCCCAACAGUUGCUGUAGUAGACUGCAGUCUGUCUCCAUGGUAACUGCUUCUCUGCAGCACCAGUAGCCUCCAUUUUGUGAAAACAAAUUGGACUGGCUCACAUUCUUUUAUCUGGGGUGAGCUAUAGUGAAGUUGUAGUGGAGCUAUCAUGAAGGUUAGCUUUCUUUCUUUCUUUCUUUCUUCCAAUAUUCUCUGACAUGUGAGCAAGCAUGUUGUAAAGGAAAAAGGGUUAGUUUUGUCUUGUCAGAGUUUAACAACCAUUUCACCUCCUUUGGAAACAAAAGACAUGAAUGAGUUUCUGUAGAUGCAGUAUCUGAUGAGGAUAUGUAGAGUAGCUUUUACAGCAGUGUCCUUUUUAACCAGAUGCUAAUGUUAAAGGCGACAAACAAGGAGCACAUGCACUGCUUAGGCUAUUGUGCCUUACAAUGUGUACAUGUGUAAAACAAGACAAGACAGUAUUGAUCUGUUAGUCAAGUAUUGACAUUUUCCCCUCUAAUCAGUCGUCUGGAGUUUGCUUCUCAAAAUGAUUCUAAAGUUUGCUUUGUUGCAUGUUACUGAACUUGACCACAAAAGAUCUAAAGUUUGAUUUUUAGCAUCUUUUCUAACAAUGAUUCCUAAUGAUUCUAGUGACCAAUGAUAUACUCUUAUUUCACACACAUACAAGCUGGAUUUUCUCUGAGGUUUUUAAGGCGCUCCCAAUCCUGCAGUGUACCAUUUCUGUUUAACAAUUUGUAUAAUGAAGAAGAAGAAAUCACUAUAUAUUUUGAUUUCAGCACUUUUCAGCUGUCGGAGGACCUGUGCUGGUGAUGUGAUGAUAUUAUGAAGUGUAAAUAUAUAGUUAUUUAAAAAUGGAUUGCUAUGUGAGGGCCUUGGCAUUUUUAUGUUCUUGUGAUAAUGGUUAAGAGGCCUUAGAUGAGUUGUGUGCAAUAAUCUUUACUGGUAGUUGAGGGGGACACUGUAGUGCAUUUCAAUUUGCUAAUGAAGCUACAUGUCCUAUCUCUUCAACGUCAUUGACCUACAAUAACCACAUAGGUCUGUCAGAUUUUCUAAACUGCUUCAACAUUAAUGUGUACUCAUUCAAAAUCUCACAUUUUGAAGGUAAUUACACCAUUUUAGAGUUUUUAGAUGCACCUGGGUCACAUUGUGUUACUGAUGAAAAUGAUUGUUGUUAACAUGCCGAAGUGUAAUGUCUUUAAUUAGAUUAACUUUUUUUUUUUUUUUUGGGAUAACAAUGCCACUUAUACACAGUGGGCUUUCUGUCCAGCUGCAUGGCAGUGUUACUCGCUGGUGAACCUUACUCUUCAGGUUCUCUUCAUUUCUCCCAUUGUCACUGGCUACAAAUGUGUCUGUGAUCGGAUCUUUUUCCAUCUGUUGAUCAGCAUGUAUUACAGUACGUGACAAUUUUGAUUUCAUCACAAAGUGGAUGUGAUCUUUGGAGAGUGUCGCAUAUCCUGGCAGAACCCCCAAAGCAGAAAACUAAAGCUUAUUCUUCUACAAAAAAUAGUUUGUGUACUACCGCUGUCCAUAUAUGUGUAGUGUGGCCCUUGUUUUAUGUGUUAAGGUGCUGGUGUCUGAGGUGGUUCAAUGAAAACCUGUACAUAU